CUCGGCGAGUAUCCCACAGCCUCCAUGACUCAGGCCUCAUGACUGCGUUUGAGAGGCGGCUAUGCUAACUGUCCAGGUCGACGGGUAUAUAGACUCCACCAUCCGUAUUCCCGUCUUCAUGUUGAGCUGCUGAAGACUCUGCAACUACCGAUACUCCACCGCAUACUUACUUACAUCCACGGUUUUACCUAUUCGACAUGAAAUCAUCAAAUCUCCUCGCCGCGUUGCUCAUCUCGGUGGCAGCAGCAUCACCAAUGGCUCCACGCCGAGCCAUGAUGCUCACUCCGCCUGUCGAAGUUGAUCGUCGUGAUGGGACUACCGAGUUCGAUCCAGACCUAGCGUUCAGAAAGGAAAAGCGCGAUGGGACAACGGAGUUUGACCCAGACCUUGCCUUCAAGAAGAAUCGCCGUGAUGGGACUACCGAAUUUGACCCGGACCUUGCCUUCAAGAGAAGCAAAAAGCGUGAUGGUACCACAGAGUUUGAUCCAGACUUGGCAUUUUAGAAUCUAUGGCAGGGCUCAUAGGGAGAGAAGGUACUUGUGAAUGGGCACCUGCAGGUUAGGUCUUGGUUCUCAACAGCCCUAGAUACCUCUACUUAUCACUUAAACAUGGUUCGAUAUUACUACUUCCAACAUACCUAUUUGUGACAA
This is a messenger RNA of Podospora pseudocomata, 650 nucleotides long. RefSeq lists its product as uncharacterized. NCBI's taxonomy places the organism in Eukaryota, Fungi, Ascomycota, Sordariomycetes, Sordariales, Podosporaceae. The record is from RefSeq and is a predicted model, not a curated record. Bases 198 to 503 code for a protein of 101 amino acids. The transcript has 2 exons.